This is a messenger RNA of Euleptes europaea (tarantolino), 824 nucleotides long. RefSeq names its product metaxin 2 (gene MTX2). Gene Ontology annotation, cellular component: SAM complex. NCBI's taxonomy places the organism in Eukaryota, Metazoa, Chordata, Lepidosauria, Squamata, Sphaerodactylidae. The record is from RefSeq and is a predicted model, not a curated record. The coding region runs from base 15 to 824 and encodes 269 amino acids. The transcript is spliced from 10 exons. Gene Ontology annotation, biological process: mitochondrion organization.
UCCCGCGCGCAAGCAUGUCGCUGGCGGCCGAAGCCUUCGUGACACAGAUCGCAGCUGCAGAACCCUGGCCUGGAAAUGCUGCAUUGUAUCAGCCGCUGAAAGAGGAACAAAUUUUACUUUCUGAUAAUGCAGCCUGUCUUGCCGUUCAGGCUUUUUUGCAAAUGUGCAGUCUGCCAGUCGAGGUAGUUUACAGGGCAAACGCUGAGUACAUGUCUCCGUCUGGGAAAGUGCCCUUUAUUCAUGUAGGAAGUCAAGUAGUUUCUGAACUUGGUCCCAUUGUCCAGUUUGUAAAAGCAAAGGGCCAUUCGCUUAGUGACGGGUUGGAUGAAGUCCAAAAAGCUGAGAUGAAAGCCUACAUGGAAUUAGUCAAUAAUAUGCUGUUGACAGCAGAGCUGUAUCUUCAGUGGUGUGAUGAUGCUACAGUCCAGGAGAUUACUCAUCCAAGAUAUGGAUCUCCUUAUCCUUGGCCUCUGAAUCAUAUUUUGGCUUAUCAGAAACAAUGGGAGGUCCGACGGAAGAUGAAAGCUAUUGGCUGGGGUAGCAAGUCAUUUGAUCAGGUGCUAGAGGAUGUUGAUCAGUGUUGUCAAGCCCUUUCUCAAAGGCUUGGAACUCAGCUAUAUUUCUUCAAUAAAAAGCCAACCGAGUUAGACGCUUUGGUGUUUGGACAUCUGUUCACUAUCCUGACCACCCAGCUGAUUAGCGAUGAGCUAUCUGAAAAAGUGAAGAGCUACAGUAACCUCGUAUCAUUUUGCAGAAGAAUAGAGCAGCACUACUUCGAGGGUCGCGCCAAAGACGCAAUUUUCAUGCCGUCGUUCAUGAGCUGA